Messenger RNA from Echinops telfairi (small Madagascar hedgehog), 542 nucleotides. RefSeq names its product polyunsaturated fatty acid lipoxygenase ALOX15-like. Gene Ontology annotation, molecular function: metal ion binding; arachidonate 15-lipoxygenase activity; arachidonate 12(S)-lipoxygenase activity. The coding region runs from base 24 to 542 and encodes 172 amino acids. Lineage: Eukaryota; Metazoa; Chordata; Mammalia; Afrosoricida; Tenrecidae. The record is from RefSeq and is a predicted model, not a curated record. The transcript has 5 exons. Gene Ontology annotation, cellular component: plasma membrane; cytosol. Gene Ontology annotation, biological process: linoleic acid metabolic process; lipid oxidation.
UGCUUCCCCACCUGCGGUACACCAUGGAAAUUAACCUCCGGGCCAGGACCGGGCUGGUCUCUGACUUAGGAGUUUUUGAUCAGGUGGUGGGCACAGGUGGAGGGGGCCACGUGCAGCUGCUCCAGAGAGCUGGAUCCUUCCUAACCUACCGAUCAUUUUGUCCCCCUGAUGACCUGGCUGACCGGGGGCUCCUGGGAGUCGACUCUUGCUACUAUGCCCAAGACGCACUGCGGCUCUGGGACAUCACAUCUCGGUACGUGGAGGGCAUCGUGAGUCUCCACUAUAAGACAGAUGUGGCUGUGAAAGAGGACCUUGAGCUGCAGACCUGGUGUCGAGAGAUCACUGAAAUUGGGCUGCGAGGGGCCCAGGACCGAGGGUUUCCCACAUCCUUACAGACUCGGGAGCAGGCUUGCCACUUCAUCACCAUGUGUAUCUUCACCUGCACUGGCCAGCAUUCUUCCAAUUUCACUUCAGGGCGCUAUGAGAAAGAAAUGCUUGCCAUCUGUGCUAGUGACUGUGCUGGGAACGUUGAUGAUUACUAA